Messenger RNA from Amphimedon queenslandica, 1348 nucleotides. RefSeq lists its product as uncharacterized. The record is from RefSeq and is a predicted model, not a curated record. The transcript has 3 exons. NCBI's taxonomy places the organism in Eukaryota, Metazoa, Porifera, Demospongiae, Haplosclerida, Niphatidae. Bases 227 to 1225 code for a protein of 332 amino acids.
AAAAACUUUGCGUUAUAGCCAAUUAACUAAUUUCUGAAAAUGCACUGUACUAUUGUUUUGUUUACAUAACUCAUAGUGUCAUUCUUCUAAUUGCGAGGAUACUAUUGCAACUAGUGACAAAGGGGUGGGGGCAAGACUACAAUUUUAAUAAAUUUUAAAUAUUACUACAGUAUUACAAUGAUAAACUAAUAGUUGGCAAGGUCAGUAAACUUGGUAAACAAAGGCUAUGUUGCUGUUGCUGAUGAUCCUGAUCUUUUCUAAUAGUACGGCCAGUGGAUCUUAUUGUAUGUCUACUGACUGUACUAAUCAAGGUACCUCUGGGUCCUUAUUAUAUCUAAGAGUCUGUUGUGUUAUUGAUAACUUGGGAAGGAGUGUUACUAUCAAAGGGAAUGGCAUCAAUAGAUACAUUCUCUGUCCAAGAGUACAACCAAAGUCUUGUCCAGAAAGAGAUUGCUUGAGCUGGUUUAAUAAAGGCAAUACUACUACUGGUACUUAUACUAUAUAUCCUGAUGGAGAGUCUCAAGUUGAGGUAUACUGUGAUAUGAAUGGUAUCAAUUGUGAUGGAGAAGGUGGUUGGACUAGAGUAGGAUAUCUUAAUAUGACCCAGUCUGGUGCUACCUGUCCUACUGGACUAACACAAAAGAAUUUCAAUAACAUUGAUCACCCACUGUGUGGCAGAGCAGGUUAUGGCUGUGCUUCAGCUAGCUUCUCAUCUAACAGGCUAACAUACAAUAAAGUCUGUGGACAAGUUAGAGGGUAUCAAUUUUAUCACAUCGACGCAUUCUACAGUUUAAGUAAUAUAAACAGUCCUUAUGUCGAUGGUGUAUCCAUUACUCAUGGAAGUAAUCCUCGCAAACAUAUCUGGACGUAUGCAGGAGGCUACAAAGAAAACCAAUUAGACUAUGAUGGCUGUCCAUGCAACACUGGAUUCGAUGGCUCUAGAAAUCCUGCAGCAACAUUCAUUGGGUCUCAUUAUUACUGUGAGUCUGGAGUAAAAUCAAAUCAGUCAGUCUCUGGUGAUCUCUAUGCUACUGAUCCAUUGUGGGAUGGACAGCAAUGUGAUGGCCCAGAGUCUACCUGCUGUCCAGCUAACUCUAAGAUGCCUUGGUUCUAUCGCUCACUGGAUACACAAACCACUGAUGAUAUUGAGUUGAGAGUCUGCAGUAAUGUUUAUCAUACUGGAGAAGACACUCCAGUUGAUAUAAUAGAGUUUUACAUUAAAUGAUGAUUAUAAUAAUGUGUUGUAUAACAGAGUGUGUAUGUGUGUUGUGUGAUGUACAUGCCAUAAAUUAUACGUAUUGGUUUGACAUGUAAAUUAAAAAGAAGUUAUGCAUCUAUAGUGUAAAAA